This is a messenger RNA of Mesorhabditis belari, 675 nucleotides long. The record is from the annotation of a GenBank genome assembly. Lineage: Eukaryota; Metazoa; Nematoda; Chromadorea; Rhabditida; Rhabditidae.
AUGAAAUUCUGGCUCUUGCUCGUCGUUUUGGCCUCAGUGCUCAACUUUUCUUCGGGAAGAGUCUAUCAACACAAAUUGAUCAGAAGGGUUUCCCCAAAAAUGCGAAUGCUCAAUGCAGGCAUAUGGGCUGAUUAUUUAAAAGAAAAAGAUCAAGCUCGGCUUUCGCCGGAGCACAUUUUGGGAUCUUUCCCACAAAAGGUGUACGAUUUUCAAGAUUUGGAAUACAUUGCCAACAUCACCAUUGGAUCAAAUCAACAAGAAUUCAAGGUUAUUCUGGACACGGGAUCAGCGAAUCUCUGGGUUCCCGACAGAAGUUGCGUCGAUGCACAAUGUGACGGAAAAGAUAAAUUCGAUCAAGACAAAUCAAGCACCUAUGUGAGAGAUGGACGUCAAUUUUGGAUGAAUUUUGGAAAGGGACAGGCCACUGGAUUCCUUGGAGUGGAUACUGUUAGAAUUGAAGCCCCCUCGGAGAAUCAACUGGUCAUUCCGACCACUAUCUUCGCACAAGCUAAUUUUAUUUCACCAUUCUAUGCCGGAGAUCCAGUCGAUGGAGUCCUCGGAUUGGCCUUCACCUCUUUGGCAAUCGAUCAAGUUACACCACCACUCAUCAAUGCCAUCAAUCAAGGCCUCCUCGAUGAACCCAUUUUCACCGUCUUUUUGAUGCACAAUAAAGCC